AUGGCUGACCCGGCGAGCAUUUCUGCGCACGUUCGCGCCCUCGCAAGACCGCAGACGGCGCAGCGGGCCGCGGGAGCGCUUGUCGACCUUUCGGCGGAGGUGGCCAACCGCGACGCCCUCGCCAAGGCCGGCGCCAUCCCGCCGCUGAUCAGCCUGCUGCGCGAUGGUAGUGAUGGCGCCAAGUCGUAUGCCGCCGCAGCGCUCGGUAACAUCGCUUUGACCGACGGCUACAAAGUCGUGAUCGCCGAGGCCGGGGCGAUCCCGCCGCUGAUUUCUCUCGUGCGCGCGGGGAGCGCCAGCGCGCAGGCGCAAGCCGCGGGAGCGCUGCGCACCCUCAGUCUUAACGAGGACAACAAGCUGGCUAUGGAAUCGGCCGGCGCGAUUCCGCCGCUCGUUGCGCUCGUCAAGAACGGCAACGAUGCCGGCAAGCGCCUCGGCGCUUCGGCAUUAUGGAGCCUCUCACUGUUGAAUACUCUCAGAGUGGCCAUUCACGAGGAAGGCGGACUCGCGGUGCUCCUGGCCGUUUUGCGCGACGGGAGCAAAAACGCGAAGCACGAGGCGCUCGGGGCCCUGUGUAAUCUCUCCAGGAACGAGGAAUGCAAGGUCACCCUCGCGACGACCGGCGCGAUCUUGGCGCUCAUCACUGUCUUACGCGACGGUACCAACAAUGAGAGUGCCGCCGGGACACUCUGGCACCUCGCGGCGAAGGACGACUAUAAGGCCGACAUUGCGGCGGCCGGCGGCAUUCCGCUCCUUUGCGAUCUCUUGAGCGACGAGCACGAUAUGACGAAGAUGAACGCCGCGGGAGCUUUAUGGGAGUUAUCAGGAAACGACGAGAACAAAAUUGCCAUAAACCGGGCGGGCGGAAUCCCUCCACUUGUCGCCCUCCUGGGCAACGGACGCGACAUCGCCAGGAUUCGCGCCGCGGGAGCGCUCUGGAAUCUAGCCGUGAAUGACGAGAACAAGGUUGUGAUCCACCAGGCCGGUGGCAUCCCUCCACUCGUUACUCUGCUGAGCGUCAGCGGUUCCGGCAGCGAGAAGGCGGCCGGGGCGCUGGCGAACCUCGCGCGGAACUCCACGGCCGCGGUCGCUAUCGUCGAGGCCGGCGGCAUUUCUGCUCUGGUUGCUGUCAUGAGCCCGGACAACAGCCGCGUAACCAGG
This is a messenger RNA of Aureococcus anophagefferens, 1161 nucleotides long. RefSeq lists its product as hypothetical. Gene Ontology annotation, molecular function: protein binding. The record is from RefSeq and is a predicted model, not a curated record. NCBI's taxonomy places the organism in Eukaryota, Pelagophyceae, Pelagomonadales, Pelagomonadaceae. Gene Ontology annotation, cellular component: nucleus; cytoplasm. The transcript has a single exon. The annotation marks the transcript as partial.